Molecule: messenger RNA, 750 nt
Organism: Pedinophyceae sp. YPF-701
Lineage: Eukaryota; Viridiplantae; Chlorophyta; Pedinophyceae
Source: the annotation of a GenBank genome assembly
AUGCCGCCUGGGGCCGCCACCGAACCGACUGAGGUCGACCCUUGCGCGAAAAUGCCGAAGCGUAGGGCCGAGCUGUCCCUCGAGGCCGAGUACCAGGCCAAGGUGCACAAAGCGGUCCUCAACAAGCAGAUCACCUACGAUGUGGACUGGAUCUGGGGCCUCCUCAAGGAGAAGCACGCCGCCGAAGCACCCGCGCGCCUGGCGUCGCUGCUCUCCCACCACACAGCCAACAGCGACCUGCUCUGGCAGCCGCCCCUGGAGCUGCGCCCCAGGAAGGCCAACUCGCGCUUCAAGCCCUCCCAGACGUCGAAGAACUUCCUCCUGCGGUUCAUCAACCCCCAGCGCAGCACCAUUCGCGCUCUCACGGACAGGCCCUCGGUCGUCGAAGCCCUCGCACGCACGAAGCCGUCCGGGGUUGUGUACGUGUGGAUCAGGGUGCAGCAGACGACCCCGGUGAGCCUGCUGCGGCUGGAGCGCCUCCAGGACGACUGCACGCCGUGGGCUCUCCUCGAGACCCCCGAGGCUCUCACCACGAUCGUCGAGCACCUGGGUCAACAGCACUGGUACAACUUGAAGGAGGCGGGUGCCUGCACCGAGGACCGCGAGGGGUUCCUGGAGGCCCUGGAGGAGCCGGUGGUGGAGGACGAGGAGGAAGAGGAAGAGGAAGAGAGCACCUAUGACAGCACGGAGGCCUCUACUGCAUCGAUCACAGGGUUCAGCGCGCUCGAGCUGACCGAGGAAGGGGAUUGA